AGUUACAGCCGAGAUAAAUUGCAGUACUUUUAAUUUCCAGUGUCGUUGCUCAAGAGUUUUGGGUUCCAUCUGUCGUGCAUUUAUUUUUGGGGUGGGGCAGUGACGCAAGUUCUUAGGAUGUCGCAACCUCAGCCUACGCAACAGCAUGAGUUUCCUAUAAUGUUCAAACAGUUUUAGGAACUUCAGCAAAAAGACGACUUCAGAAAUUAGGUUACAUGGGGCAGCAGAAUCAUGUAGAUCAGCUUUGUUUGUUUAACAAACAGACGUCUGGGAUUCAAGUUCCGCCAUUGUUUAAUGGAACACCUUUCCGUGACGCACCUAACAUGUUUUCUGUUGGAUUUCCAAAUAGAUCAAUUGUUUCACAAUGUCAAAGUCAGGCUGGAUCUCCAAUGGGGGUGUUACCCCAUCAACUCAAUAUGUCUACAUACGGAAGUCCUGUUGUUCGCCUGGGAAACAAUUUGAGUCCCCACCCUACUCUGCAAGGGCUAUAUAAUGACACGAGUAUCUUGACUGAUAGCAACAUUGUCCAAGUAGAGCUAUCCGGGAUUUCGCAUGAAACCUUCAACAGUUCAUCUAUGAGUGAACAAUCCAAUGUGUCUUGUGUUCACUCCGGUCAUGGUUUCAUGUCCGGCAUUGGUCUUGCUCCCAAACAGGUUUUUCAAGAGAACUUUGGACAAAUUCCUAAUAAGGGUAUGGUUGGAAAGCAAGUGAGUAAAUCGCCAUGCAAAUCAUUGAUGCAGGAAUCUUGUGGUGGCCAAGAACAAGGCAAUGUGGGGGGCAUAAGUGGCAUUGGUAGAACAGCAGGAAGUUCUGAUUGUCUCUCUUCUUUUCCCACUGUUCAAAGUGGUAGCUUGAGUGCCCUUAUGCAGACUGCAGUUGCAGAAGCCUCUAGCAGUGAUACUGGUCUCCAGGAGUGGAGCGGCAUGAGCUUUCAGAACCCAGAAAUUUCAACUGAAAACCAGCCUUCUAAUUAUGUACACAGUAGGGGACGACAAAAUAACGCGAUUCAUAAUACCAUGCAGAAUGCCUCGUUCCCUACUUCAAAACCCAAGCUUCUGAGCCAAAGUUAUUCUAUGAACUUCAAUUCCCAGGGUCUUCAACAGUUGAACCACAAGUUUCCAGGACAUGUGGAGAUACACUCUGGUUCUCAACUGGAUACAUCUUGCCUUCACGGCCAAGCUUCCACUUUGGAUACAACGUAUCAAAGGUCAAAGAAGCAUUUGUUAAACCAAUCUCACACAGAUGGAGAUAUUGUAGAACAUAGAACAGGAACCCUCUAUAAGUACAAAGACUUUGUCCAGUCAUCUGAAAAGGUCCAGACAAACGCCUCUGAAUUGUCUCUUGCUCAUCCAGAUAAUAGUUCUUCCAUUUAUCAAAGUAGUAUUGGCUUGAGUUUUAUAAUCAACUCCAAAAUCAAAGCCUUCCUUUGCAUGUUGGAAGUCAUUCACUACAAGAAAUGUUUGCUACCCAAGGUAGUGGAGCGAGUGUAGGAGAGAAGUGUAAUUCACUGUCAUACCUGGGAUAUAAAGAUUUGAGGUUCCCUUCGAAGACCAGAGGAGAUCAACUUAAAAAAAAUAUUUCCCAGAUUAUUGUUUGUGAUAGUACUGAGAUGGCAAUGCUUGGUCAACCUAAUGAGACUGUUGUUAGUACCGGUAUCGGUUCUAACAAGGUAAAGGAAGGAAAGCUCAGUUUACAAAUGGCUCCAUCUGGGUUCAAGCAUCAAAGAAACUCAAAAAAGUGGCAGAUCUUAUCAAUGCUUGACGCUAAGAACACCUCACACCAAUUACCUGUUGACCAAAAAUUUGACAUCAGGAGAUCAAAGAAGCGCAAACUUGACUCUUUUGAUUUCCUGCCAUGGUACAAAGAAGUGAUACAAGCUUCACUGAAAUUUCCAAAUUUCAGUAUGAUUGAAUUGGAAUGGUGUCUAGCUUCAAAUAGAAGAAGCCAAAGGGUGGAAAAUGAGGCUGAAGUGUUUCAAGAUUCGGCUCUGAUCCAUCAACCAAAGAGAAGGCUUACCAAGUCAACACAGCUAAUGCAACAGCUUUUUCCUCCCUCGCCGACUGUUAUUAUCUCAGCAGAUGCCUUCUCAAAUUGUGAUAGUGUGGUGUAUUUUAUUGCUAGGUUAGCUCUAGGUGAUGCUUGCAACAUGACUUGUGAUAUUCACAUGCAAUCUACUGCUGGUGAUAUGCUAUACGGUAAGGUAGAGGCCCCUGGCAUAAGUGGUGGAAAAGAUUUACUACACACCAUGGAAACUUUCAUAUGUAGAGCAGAAAGGCUUCAUGCAGAUAUCAUCAGACAGGAAGAACGAGCCUCCUUUCUGGACUUGAAGGUUGAAUCACAGAAUAUGGAGAAACUCGCCACCAUCAAUCGUUUGGCAAGAUUCCAUAGCCAGGGAAAUCCUGCUGCAGUUGACACAUCUAAAGUCACUCCUGUUGUGCUAAAACCAGAACCACAGAGAUAUGUUGUGGCAUUUCCUAUGCCCAAAACCGUGCCACGAGGAGUUAAGUGUCUCUCUCUAUGAUCAUAGUUUUGCUGGAAAAGCUAAUUAACACCGAUGAUGUGCAGGAGAAAAUAACCUUCAAGGUAAUUUUGCUGUAAUUAAGUACUCCGGGCAUAUGUCGGGUUCGAGAUAGUUCUGGUAGUUAGGAAAUAAAAACUCAGUUAUCUUUUGAAGAAGCAGUUAGGACUUAGGAUGUCCAUAUGAAACCCUAGUGUAUGCCAAACAUGAUCAUGUAUAGCUAUUAGUAUUAACAUGCAACUGAAAGUUUUGUUAAUGAAGCUGGCGCUUGCUG
This is a messenger RNA of Cuscuta campestris, 2792 nucleotides long. Lineage: Eukaryota; Viridiplantae; Streptophyta; Magnoliopsida; Solanales; Convolvulaceae. The record is from the annotation of a GenBank genome assembly.